This is a messenger RNA of Myotis myotis, 6707 nucleotides long. It is a transcript of the gene AP5B1, whose product is annotated as adaptor related protein complex 5 subunit beta 1. NCBI's taxonomy places the organism in Eukaryota, Metazoa, Chordata, Mammalia, Chiroptera, Vespertilionidae. The transcript is spliced from 6 exons. The record is from RefSeq and is a predicted model, not a curated record. Gene Ontology annotation, biological process: endosomal transport. Gene Ontology annotation, cellular component: AP-type membrane coat adaptor complex; lysosomal membrane. Bases 3421 to 6060 code for a protein of 879 amino acids.
CCUGUGGGCAAGGACAGUCUUUGUGACAGAUACCCAGCAGUUAGGACUGCAGGUUGGCAGGACACAAAUGCCAGCCCCCAGACCCCCUGAGGAAAGUGACACCACCCGAGGCCACACCUCUGUGCUGCUGGCUCACAGAGAUCAGUGGUGACCGGAAAGAAUCUCUGAGUCAAUGUCAGCCUCCUGUGAGCUUCCCAAGUCCUCUUUCAAGGUUGCCAGCCAGCCCCUUCUUUUCUGGAGACGGGCAGGGAACUCCCUAUAUAGACAGCCCAUUCAUCCUCAGCGAUUCUACCUGCUAGAACGUUCUCCCCUUUGCCGAGCCCAAAUCUUUCCCUGUCGUUUCUGCUCUCCGUCCUCAUUCUAUGCCUUGGGACAGGGAAAAAUGUCCACAACACUGUCUCCUGCACAGCCUUUCCCGGCGGAGACACUGCUGGGAGCCUGGGCCCCUCCAGGUGAGCCCUGCCCCUGGUUUUACUUGAGCCAGGCCUGACAUGAUAUGGUUUGAGUCCCUUUGCUACCUGAUGACUUGCUUGCUUAUAAGCAUUUUUCGUUUUGUUUUUUUGUAAUGUGGAAAAUCUCAAAUCUAUUCCUAAGUGGAGAUGUGGCCUCAAUGCCCCACCUCUGUUAAUGUUCUGAGGCUGCCUGUACUUGGUGGGUGGCCAUCGCCGGCAACUUCUCCUGAGCUCCCUGUGCACUGGGUGCACCUGUCACACCGCAGCUCGUCCUCUGUACCCUGGCCCCGGGUAAAUGCUCCUUAUUGCCAGCUAGUCAAGAUCAGGAUUCGCCCUAGCCAGUUUGGCUCAGUGGAUAGAGCAUCGGCCUGCAGACUGAAGGGUCCAGGGUUCGAUUCCAGUCAAGGGCACAUGCCCGUUGCAGGCUCAAUUCCCAGGCAGCCAAUCAAUGAUUCUCUCUCAUCUUUGAUGUUUCUGUCUCUCUCUCCCUGUCCCUUCCUCUCUGAAUCAAUAAAAAUAUAUUAAAAAAAAAAAAAAGACCAGGACUCAUUCCAGCACCUGCUCUCCGGUGCCCUCUGCUUUCUCUGCAUCCCUCCCUACCUACUGGGGCCCCAUGCUGGGAGGAAGUGGGUGUGGGGAUCAGGGGCGCCCCGAUGGUGCUGGCUCUCUGGCCAGCCCAGCACACAUCUGGGUGGUUCCCCUUUCAUUACAACACACACUUGGCCUCCGCAGGAAACAGAGGAAAGAACAGUAUCCACUGCCAGCUUCUCCAGUCUUUUGGCACGUGGACAGCGCUUCAAGAACGCUUCCACUGGAUCAGCGCUGCGGGCGCCUCCCGGCCUGGAGCUUUCAGGAAGGAAGGCCCGGCCAGGGCAGCCUGCGCAGGUGCGCUACCUCGAAAGCCUGGGGCAUGUACCACUCCCACUGCAGAGCACAGCGGGGCGCCCACCAGGCCUGCCCUAGGCGCAAGGCCUCGAGUGGCACUGGGUGAGGCGGAGACUGUUGAGCACGUGCCUCAGCCGAUAGCCAACCACCAGGCCGACUCCAGACCUCACUCGCCUCGUUGCCGAUGGGCCCCAGGAGGUGCUGAGCCGGCCUCACUUCUCCCUGAUUUUCCUAGGACUUCGGUGUGAACAGGCUCCCCUUGAGGCCAGAAAUAAAACUAAACCCCCAGAUGGACUCCCAAGGCUUAAAUGUCCUUUGAACCCAGCUACUGCUUCCCCACAUGACAGCCUCACUUUAGAGCCACUUUUCAUCUCUUCCAGCCCCUGUCUAUGCCCAGCGCAGGGUCACCUCUGCAGAAACCUGGACCCAGACCUGAGGCUGGUCUCCACUUAGGUCUCAUUUGUGCCACAUCUCCUGGGCUGUUCCUCAGAGACAGUGCGAGCUGGUGAGACAGAGGGACCCAGGCAGGAGGGCUGCUGCCCUCACCUCCUCUCCAGGCCACUGCGACGAGGCAGAGGAACGUACGGAUGGAGGGUGAAUGUGAGACACCGAAGUUUCGGGAGAGGCCACGGCUCUCGCCCCCUCAAAACACAACAAAGGUCUGACAGAGGAAGAAUGCGCGGCCUGCCGCCCAAACCCGUUCUGCUGGCACUGGCGUCCGUCUGUCCGGGGGACUUUAAUGAGCCACCUCAUUCCGGGAGUUGAUUCACCAGCGCCUGGCCCUGGCCUGGCCCCUGAAGUGGCGUGGCACCUCCCCAGGCCCUGGAAGGCUGGCCAGCAAGCCCAAGCUGGGGGGUUGGGGUGGGGGGACACGACUCCUGUCUUGCUGCAAGGGCAGCUGUCUAUAUACACGGGCUGGGAGUACUGGGGGGCACAGGGGCGUGUCUGAGUGUUGGCAGUUUAGCAGCUAUUACAGAUCUUGGCCAAGAAUUCAAAGCUGAAUGACUAUUUCCAUUUCUCAGUCCAGGUAAUGGAACCUCUACCCUCUCCUGUCUUUCGGUGUCGGAGGCGUGAGUGAGGCUCCGGAGAGUGGGAGCCGGGCGCACGCGCACAUGGAGCAGCAGAGGGAGGAGGGACAGCAGCCCUCACACUAGGUGGACAGCCCUGACCAGGAACUACGGCCCGUUUGCAUCCUUCCUACCCUCCCGUUCAGCACAGGGCUGGGCAUCCUGCAGGAUCCACACAAGACUUGUUGGAAGUGAACAGCGUUAAAAAGAAACCCUGAUAUCAACAAAGCCCAUGCUUCGCUCCUGUCCUCCCUGUGCCCUCACAGCUCUCCUGCUGGGACAAACAGGUUGGCAGCCUGGGUGACGGCACCCCACGGGACAGGGUUCUCCCUGGCCAGAGCGAUGAGGCCACAUCUCACACGCACCUCCAUCCUGCAGGGCACCUCCAUCCUGCAGGGCGAGUGGCCGGCAGGCCUCCCCACCUGGGUCCCAGCAGCAGGUGGCAGACGCCCAGAAGCCCUCCUCUGCGCCCCUGGGACAGCCCUGGGCUGGAGGUCCCCUCAGCCACCCGCCGUGGCCGCCAGAACUGCGGGGGGAAUCACCAGGCCAAAGAAGUCAAUGAUUUCGGCAAACGGAAUUUCUUUGUCCUUUGUAAAAGUCAACACACGAUCUGUUCCUGAUUGGGAUGUGAAAUAAAACUAAAAAUAACAGCACAGAGAGUCUCCUGCAAGGCUCCCAGCUCACCUUUACCACAGUCCAAGUUCAGUUAUCAGAUCCCAGGGAGCAGCUAAGCAGCAAGUCAAACACAGGUGAGGGAGGAGGCGGGAGGGGGACGCUCGUCCCUCACCGCACGGCCCUGCUGGACCUGGAACCCCCGCCAGAACGCGGGGAAGCAAGAAACUGUAAACAGCCCGGCCGCUAGUCCACCUCCGGGAGGAGGCAGCUCACUCCCCUCUCGUGCCCGUUCCCCGCCGGAGCCCCGGGUACGGAGGCCACGGACCGGGGACACAUCCCGCCAGCGCCGCGGGCCUUUGGGCCCCGGUGGGUCGGCCACCCAGGGACCCACGUGCCUGACCAUGGGGCUCCUGAGCCGGGAAGCCUGGGCCCAGCGCCUGGGCGCCUUCCGGGCCAGCCCGUCCGCCUACAUGGCAGCUCCUGAGGGUGAGGAUCUGGGUCGUGACCUGCUGAGCGACCUGCGGAGUGAGAAGCUGAGCGAACAGACCAAGGUUUCCAUGUUGGCCCUGAGCUUGGAGUACCCAGCCCAGCUGUGGCCAGAUGCCCCUGCAGCUGAGGCAGCUGCCACCUCCCUGUUGGAUACCCUGGUCCUUCUACCCCCGCGGCCAUCAGCUCUGCGGAGGCCCCUGUUGCUGGCAGCAACCACAGCCCUGGUGACCGGAGGUGUGCUCGGCCCCACCUCCGGGGCCUCCCUGCGGCUCCUGCCCCUGCUGCUCGGCUUGGCUUCAGGUGGUGAUCUGGGGCGAGGCUUUGGCCCCUCCUCGGAGCAGCGACCCCUGCAGGCCACUGCGUGCGAGUGCCUGCGGGAGCUGGAGAGCUGCAAGCCUGGGCUGCUGGGGGGCUGCCUGGGGCUUCUUCGUGGCCUGUUGGGACAAGAGGGCCCCGUGGCCCCUGUCCAGCCACUCAGCCUGCUGCUGGCACUUGCCCUGCGAAACACCUUGGUGAUACAGGCUAGGGCCAGGGCCAGCCUGCAGGGCCUGCUCACAGUCAGGGCUCCUCCCCCUGGGGGUGGCCCCUGGAACUGGACACUAGCUCAAGAGGGCGAUGCCCACCUUCAGCCCCAAGCGCCCAGUUGGCCGGCAGCUGAGGAGGAGUGUGGCCUUUCAGCGCUAGAGCCCAGCCCCGAAGAGGCCCGGGAGCUGCGGGCUGCAGUGGCCCAGCUUCUGGACACCUCGUACCUGCUCACACCUGUGGCCCAGGCCCAGCUUCUGUGGCUGCUGGGCUGGGCCCUGCGGGGUCUGCGGGGACAGCCGCCAGUGCUCUUCAAGCCACAGCUGGUACGGCUGUUGGGCACAGCCCAGCUGGCACUGCUGCACGCUGUCCUGGCACUGAAGGCGGCCUUCGGCGAGGCACUGUUCACAGCCCAGGACGAGGCCUUGUUGCUCCGCCGGCUCACCUUGGCCGCGCAGCACCCAGCCCUGCCCCUGCCCGCCCAUCUCUUCUACCUGCACUGCCUCCUGAGCUUCCCAGAGAACUGCCCGCUGGGCCCCGCCGGUGAGGAGGCUGCCCCGCUGCUGCUGGAACCGCAGCUCUGCCGUGGCCUCCUACCCAACCUCCUUCAUGACCCGCUGGCCCUGCUGGCCCGCCUGCACCUGCUGUGCCUUCUCUGUGCUGAGGACGAACAAAAGGAGGAGAAAGGACAGGCUCAGAGCCCCUGCCACUACUUGCAGGAACUCCUGGCCGGCCUGCAGCAGAGGGCGGCCCUUACCGGAGGCCCCCGGGCCUUGGCUACACUCUGCUUCCAGGCGUCAUACCUCGUUGCUCUCUGCCUGGCCGGGCACCGUACAGUGCUGGCACCCUUGACCCACGGGCUGGCCCAGCUCUACCGAGCCCGGCCUGCGCUGGCUCCCCAUUUUGUUGACCUCUUGGAUCGAGUGGCCCCGGAGCUGGGGGAGCCCCUGCGGGUGGUGUUGCGGCAAGAGGUGGUGUCCAGGCCAGGUGGGGGUGAGGCCCUUCGUUGGCACCUGCAGAUGCUGGCAAAGGUGGCAGACAGGGACGCUCAGAGUGCCACCCUCGGUUUCCUGCAGGCUGCAGCGGCCCACUGCACGGACUGGGGCCUCCAGCAGGCCUUGCUGCGAGUCUGCCGGGCCCUGCUGCGGGUGGGGGUUGGGGGAGGCCUGGCAGACUUGCUGCAGGCAUUGGCCAGGCAGCUGGAGGACCCUGAUGGGCGGGACCACGCCCGCCUCUACUACGUCCUCCUGAGCCACCUGUCAGGGCCCAAGCUGGGGGUGGCGCUGGGCCCCUCCCUUGCUGCACCUGCACUGACCUCUUCGCUGGUGGCCGAGAACCAGGGCUUUGCCACGGCACUGAUGGUGCAGGAGGCCCCAGCCCCGAUUCGGCUGAGCGUGGGGCCCCAAAGGGCUGAGGGCCCGGUCCCAGUGCUGCAGCUCCAGGUAGAGGUGCUGGAGCCCGUGUACUCUCUGGAGCUGCGCUUCCGAGUGGAAGGACAGCUCUAUGCACCCCUAGGGGCCGUCCACGUGCCCUGCCUGUGCCCUGGCCGCCCGGCCCGCCCUCUGCUCCUGCCCCUGCAGCCCCAGCGCCCGGCCCCGGCACAGCUGGAUAUCCGUGCUCUUUACACCAAGUCCACUGGCCUCACGUGCUAUACCCACCUGCCACCCCUGCCUGUGAAGUUCGCUGACCUCUUCCUGCCUUUCCCGAAGCCCCCCGAGGGUGCCAGGUUAGGCUUCUUUGAGGAACUGUGGGACUCGUGCCUGCCAAAGGGCACCGAGAGUCGCCUGUGGUGCCCUCUUGGGCCUCAGGGUCUGGAGGCCUUGGUGUCACGCCACCUGGAGCCCUUUGUAGUGGUGGCCCGGCCGCCCACUAGCUACCACAUAGCCAUCCGCCUGCCCCCGGACUCCAAGCUGCUGCUGCGGCUGGAGGCAGCCCAGGCGGACGGAGUGCCCGUGGUCCUGCGGACGGAUGCCUGGGCUGUGCUGCCCCUGGUGGGGGACUACCUCCGCGGGCUGUCGGCUGCGGUCUGAGCCCCGGCUGGGCUGGGCCAGGUGGGAACGGGACUGUGGCCCUUACAGGGUCUUGUCUAAGACGGGCAGCUGCAGAGCAGGACCCAGUCCUAUGGAUCCUUUGUUCAAAAACCUCCGUUCACCAAUGACCCUCGUUUGUUUUCUUCUGGGCCCUAAUCAGGAGCAGACCCCUGGGAUGGGGUCAGAGGCUCCCCGAAAGCUUCUAGAGUAGGAACCCCUCAGACUGCGGGGCCCCAAAGUUCCCUCCUGGCAAAUAGCCUGGGAUUCUCCAGAAUCUCUGCUUCCCAGAGGGUCUGGUCUUGCCCAAAGCUCCCCAGUAAUUUAGGAAUGAGCCUGGAGCUAGGGGGCCUCUCACCUGUGGGCCCGUGCUUUUCAGCUCCUGAGGGUUGCAGGGUCCCUGACCCCGGGAGCUUAGGCUAGAAACAGUGAGGAGACUGCAGUGUCCGCUUCCCUGGGGAGUGAGGCUCCCCCAGGCUGGGGAGGGGAGCCAGCUCUAGGAAGGGCCUGCUGGUACAGUUUCAAGGCUGAGGGGGCCUCAUGGUCUGGGCUAAAACGAAGCUGGGUUUUCCUUACCCCAUCAGUGGACCUCGAAAUCUUCCUCUAAGAACCACCCCGUCGUUCUUAUUCCAAAUAUGCAAAAUACUCAG